AUGUCUUCAACACCCCACCUCGAUGCCCUCCAACGCGACGGCUUCGUCGUCAUCCGCAACCUCCUCACCCCAUCCGAAAUAACUCACUACCGCACCAUCGCGACCGAAGUCACAACCAAAACCCGCACCGGAGGCUGGCCACACUUCCGCACCGUCCCUAAACAAUUCCCUCCAUGGCCCACAACACCACCCCCAGCCUCAGAAGGCGGAAUCUGGGGCGUCCAGCACCUCCUACAUCCAGAAAUGAAACACAGACAAUCAUUCGCGAAGUGCUACUUCUCCGAGCAAAUCCUGAAAGUUGUUGAGGAACUCGUCGGCGUGGACAGCUCCACUGAAUCCGAACCACUCGUCAUGGAAUUAUUCAAUUUACUCGUUGCGCCGGAAACCAAAGAUUUUGAGCUCCGCUGGCAUAGGGAUGAUAUUCCUGAGACUGCUACAGCCGAAGAAGAGCUUGCACAGUUAGCUGCAAAGUCACCGGGUGGAAGACAGUCGCAUGCACAAUACAAUCUUGCGUUGUGUCCUGAUGCGUCGUUGAUUGUGGUGCCUGGGUCACACCGACGGGCGCGUACGGAUAUCGAGCGGAAUGCGAAGCCUUAUGAACCCUUUUUGCCCGAUCAGUUGGUUGUGCAGCUUCAGCCGGGUGAUGCGGUAUUCUAUGAUAGUAAUAUCUUGCAUCGGGGGGUUUAUAAGGCUAAGGAUGAGGGGGCGGAGGAGACGAGGUUGACGCUGCAUGGUAGUCUGGGAGUUAAGGCUGGUGGAGAUGAAGAGAAGAAGAAGGUGCGUGCUACUGCGGUGUUGCAACAUGGGGUUGGGGCUUGGGUGCAUCGAGAUGAUGCUGCUUUUGGGAUUGGGGAGCGACCAGAGAAGAUGAGGGCUAACUUGGUGGCGAUGGGAACUGGGGAGGGAAUUGGGUAUUCGUUACAGGGGUAG
Messenger RNA from Penicillium longicatenatum, 930 nucleotides. Its product is annotated as phytanoyl-CoA dioxygenase family protein. The transcript has a single exon. The record is from RefSeq and is a predicted model, not a curated record. Lineage: Eukaryota; Fungi; Ascomycota; Eurotiomycetes; Eurotiales; Aspergillaceae. Bases 1 to 930 code for a protein of 309 amino acids.